AUGAAUGUAACAGAGGAUUACAAGUAUAUAUUCAAGUUUUUGAUUAUUGGAGCUGCAGGCUCUGGCAAGACAUGUAUCCUACGGAGGUAUACAGAAGGCAAAUUUAUACCAAAUAUGCCGCAUACAAUUGGUGCAGAGUUUGGCAGUAAAAUUUUAAAUGUGGAUGGGACGUCGGUGAAAAUUCAAAUAUGGGAUACUGCAGGUCAAGAACGUUUUCGAUCAAUGGCUCGUUCUUAUUAUCAUGAUGCUGUUGGUGCAUUACUUGUCUAUGAUAUAACAAAUCGUGAUUCAUUUAAUGAACUUACCCAUUGGUUGUCGGAUGCUCGAACACUUGCUUCACCUGAUAUUAUGAUUGUAUUGGUUGGAAAUAAAAAAGAUUUACAGGAUACUGAUGGACAAGUAACACAAUGGGAAGCUAGUGCAUUUGCUCAAGAUAACGAUUUAUACUUUUUAGAAACAUCUGCAUUAACUGGUGAAAAUAUUGAUGAAGCUUUUAAUCAAUGUGUACGUAAUUUAAUAAUAAAAAUUAAUAAUGGUGAAUUAGAUCCUGAUCGAUUAAUAAAGUGUACACGACAACCACAUAGUGGUAUUUUAACAUUUAAUGAACGUCCUAAAUUGACCUCUUUACCACAAGUCCGUGUACAAAAUGAUUCAACACUUUCUUAUGAAUGUAAUUGUUAG
This is a messenger RNA of Trichobilharzia regenti, 681 nucleotides long. The record is from the annotation of a GenBank genome assembly. NCBI's taxonomy places the organism in Eukaryota, Metazoa, Platyhelminthes, Trematoda, Strigeidida, Schistosomatidae.